AUGGCAUUUCAGGAAAGUUCCUAUGUAAAGAGCAUGCCUUCUAACAUGAGAAUCGCCUAUGUGCGGGAUUUUUUUGUUUCUGUUGUAACCUGGAUGCCUGGGGCAGUCAAGAUGAGUUGGGGCAGCUACUCACUUUCUCUCCAACUUCUGGUCAUGUUAAUAGGGCUUUCUCUGCUGUCUCUGGUAGAGACAUAUGGGUUCAAUAAGUGCACACAGUAUGAAUUUGAUAUUCACCAUGUGUUCUGCAUUCGGAAGAAGAUCACUAACUUGACAGAUGCCAUUAGUGACAUACCUAGAUAUACUACUCACCUCAACCUUACAGAGAACUACAUUCAAGUCCUUCUUCCCCAGAGCUUCACUAAUCUGCCUGCUCUGGUGGACCUGAGACUAGAGUGGAAUUUAAUUUGGAAAAUCGACGAAGGUGCCUUUAGGGGACUUGAAAAUUUGACCAUUCUAAAUUUAGUGGAAAAUAAGAUUCAAAGUGUGAAUAAGUCCUUUGAGGGCCUGUCCAAUCUGGAGACUUUGCUCCUGAGCCACAAUCAGAUUACCCAUAUUCACAAAAGAGCCUUUACUCCUCUUGUCAAGUUGAAAUAUUUGAGCCUCUCGCGAAACAGCAUUACCGAUCUUUCUGUUAUUCUUGAAGCAGUCCAGUAUCUUCCGUGCCUGGAGUAUCUUGAUCUUACUAACAACAGCAUCAUCUACUUGGACCACAGCCCUAAGGCACUGACUUCUCUGAUCCACCUGAGUUUUCAGGGGAACAAACUAAUGGAGUUAAAUUUCUCUGCUUUGUCAUUGCCUAACCUAACCACGCUAAGUGCUUCCCAGAAUGGCCACGGAGUCAUUCAGAAUGUGUAUCUGGAAACUCUGCCCCAGCUUAGGAGCUUGAAUCUGAGUGGAACAUUGGUGAAACUGGAGAUGCUUUCAGCCAAACACCUGCAGAAUGUAAGGGUUAUGGACCUCAGUAACCGGGAGCUUAGACAUGGUCACUUAAAUGUGGAAACUGUUUGUCACCUCCUCAAAAACCUACCCAGGUUAGAGGCCCUGGUUUUUCAAAAGAAUGCCACCAAUGCAGAGGGCAUUAAGCAUCUGGCGAAGUGUACCAGGCUUUUGUUUCUUGACCUGGGCCAAAACAGUGACUUGGUUCAUCUCAAUGACAGUGAGUUUGAUGCUCUGCCCAGUCUCCAAAGACUGAAUCUAAACAAGUGCCAGCUUUCCUUCAUCAGCAACAGGACCUGGGGUUCCCUGCAGAACUUAAGCAUCCUAGAUCUGAGCCACAACAAGCUUAAAGGUUUUCCAGAUUUUGCCUUUUCACCCUUGAAGGGCUUGAAGUCUCUCUUUCUCGGAAAAAACCCCAUCACAGAACUCAAUAACCUGGCCUUCAGUGGGCUAUUUUCACUGAAGGAGCUCAAUUUAGCUAGGUGCUGGAUAGUAACAAUUGACAGGCAUUCCUUUACUCAGCUUCCAAAUCUAGAGUUCCUAGAUCUCGAGGCCAACAAUAUCCGGACUCUCAACCAUGGAACCUUCCAAUGUUUGAAAAAACUCAAUGUUUUGAUUCUCUCCCACAACCGCCUGGAAAUUAUAGAGCCGCGUGCAUUCUCUGGUCUCACUUGUCUCCAUCACCUUGACCUAAUGUACAAUAGCUUGUCAUAUUUUCAGGAACACGUUUUCUCCGGCCUGGAAAAUCUUCAGGUUUUAAAACUCGGUUUUAAUAACAUCAAAUAUGAAACUACUAUGACCCUUCAACAUCCUCCAUUUAUGAAGCUCAAAUCUUUGAAAGAGCUCAACCUAGAAGGACAAAGAAAUGGGAUUCAGGUUGUUCCGAAGAACCUUUUCCAAGGGCUGAGUAGCUUGCAGGAGUUACUCCUAGGAAAAAACCCCUCCGUAUUCCUGGACCACUACCAAUUUGACCCUCUGAUUAAUCUCACAAAGCUGGAUAUCUCAGGAACAAAAGGUGGAGAUCGAAGUCUCUAUUUAAAUGCCUCCUUAUUCAAAAAACUCAAAAGGCUAAAGCUCCUGCGCCUUGAAAAUAACAACUUAGAUUCAUUGAUUCCUGGCCUGUUCUCCAGUUUACAGAGCCUACAGAUCUUAUCUUUAAGAUUCAACAACUUGAAGGUCAUUAAUCAAAGUCAUCUGGAGAAUCUGACAUCAUUGGUGUUUUUUGAUGUCUAUGGGAACAAACUUCAGUGCAACUGUGACAACAUGUGGUUCAAGAACUGGUCAAUGAACACAGGGGAGGUCCACAUCCCCUUCCUCCGGAGCUACCCUUGUCAGCAGCCAGACAGCCAGAGUUUGCUUAUAGAUUUUGAUGAUGCCAUGUGUAAUUUUGACUUUGGAAAGGUCUAUUUUUUCUGUUCCUUCACGAUGGUCCUCACCACCAUGGUCUUCUCUUGGUUCAGUGCCAAGAUGAUUUCAUCUCUGUGGUAUUUUUUGUAUAUAUGUAGGGCUUGGUACCUCACUAAAUGGCACAAAACAGAAAAGAAGUUCUUGUAUGAUGCAUUUGUCUCUUUCUCAGCCACUGAUGAGGACUGGGUAUAUAAAGAGCUUGUUCCAGCCCUGGAAGAAGGCAACCAGACUACCUUUAAGCUUUGUCUUCACCACCGGGACUUUGAACCCGGCAUUGACAUCUUUGAGAACAUCCAGAACGCAAUUAACACAAGCCGAAAAACUUUAUGUGUGGUCAGUAACCAAUACCUGCAUAGUGAAUGGUGCCGGCUUGAAGUCCAGCUGGCCACCAUGAAGAUGUUCUAUGAGCACAAGGAUGUCAUUAUCUUGAUCUUCCUUGAAGAGAUUCCUAACUAUAAGCUGUCGAGCUACCACCGACUAAGGAAACUCGUAAACAGACAAACAUUUAUCACUUGGCCAGACAGUGCUCACCAGCAACCACUCUUCUGGGCCCGCAUUAGAAAUGCAUUGGGCAACGAGACUGUGGAGAAAGAAAAUACACAUCUAAUUGUUGUCGAGUGACUGAAAGUCUUACAACCCCAAAUCCUGCUGCAUAAUGUUGCCCAAAAUACAUGUAAGCUGAGU
This is a messenger RNA of Microtus oregoni (creeping vole), 3027 nucleotides long. Its product is annotated as toll-like receptor 13. The record is from RefSeq and is a predicted model, not a curated record. Gene Ontology annotation, molecular function: transmembrane signaling receptor activity; protein binding. Gene Ontology annotation, cellular component: membrane. NCBI's taxonomy places the organism in Eukaryota, Metazoa, Chordata, Mammalia, Rodentia, Cricetidae. Gene Ontology annotation, biological process: immune response; inflammatory response; toll-like receptor signaling pathway.